This is a messenger RNA of Bicyclus anynana (squinting bush brown), 2966 nucleotides long. RefSeq names its product sodium/potassium-transporting ATPase subunit beta-2-like. Gene Ontology annotation, molecular function: ATPase activator activity. Lineage: Eukaryota; Metazoa; Arthropoda; Insecta; Lepidoptera; Nymphalidae. The transcript is spliced from 9 exons. Bases 145 to 1014 code for a protein of 289 amino acids. Gene Ontology annotation, biological process: intracellular sodium ion homeostasis; potassium ion import across plasma membrane; sodium ion export across plasma membrane. The record is from RefSeq and is a predicted model, not a curated record. Gene Ontology annotation, cellular component: sodium:potassium-exchanging ATPase complex.
GGGGCACGGACACCAGUUCCAAACACAAAGCCUUCCAGUUACAUCAGUUCACUAGUUCCAAGUGUUGCCAGUUUGUGAGUGAAUUGUCUCUGUUGUAAAGUUACCAACUUUUUGAAGGCAAGCAGCGGCGGUUGUUAUUACAAAAUGGGGUUGGAAAAACGGACUAUAAAGAUCAUUCUGAUUGUGACUGUAUCGGUUCUAGUGGUUGGAGGAAUCAUCGGCCUGAUACUUGGCCUGUUGCUGCCGUACCGUUAUGUGGAGCUGGAAGUAUGGCCGAGGGCGGACGUUUACAACUACGAGCAGCCGCUGAUCCAGUUCCGAGCAGCCGACCCUGGCAGCUGGCAGCCCUGGUUCGACAAGAUCAACAACUUCCUCCGAGCAUACGAGACCACAGUCCCAGAGGAUCCGCCGCGUGCGCCGUGCUCGACCCAGCGCCACGACCAGCGGCUAACCUCGCCCAACUGUGAGGGGUCUCUCAGGGCAUGGCACCCCUGCACCGCUGACAAGUUCUACGGGUACAACCUGGGCAAACCGUGCGUGUUCCUAAGGUUGAACCAUAUCCACUACUGGGUCCCUGAGCCGUACAACAUGAGCAUGCGCAUGUCUCUGCCGGACGACAUGCCUGACAACAUCAAGCGGGCGAUGCAAAUCCUGGCAAACGAACAAAGGAAUCAAAAUAUUAUGCGCCUCCCGAGUGCUCUCCACGGAGACUACGUGUGGGUGUCCUGCAAUGGCGAGUUCAGCUCCGACAUGGAGAACAUCGGGCCGAUCCAGUACAUCCCGGCGCACUCACCCCCUGGUUUCCCCAUCAAUCGUCUCCACACCGCGGACCGCAUCCCCCGCGCCGCGCGCGCCCUGCCCGACCAGAUCCCGGCGCCUCUUGUGGCUGUAUACUUUGAGAAUCCUCAUCGUGGUGUUGUGAUCAACGUGGAAUGUCGUAUCUGGACGCGGGACAUCGUGUACGACCGGUCUAGUCGAGUCGGCAGAGCCCGAUUUGAGAUUUUAGUCGAAUAAAUAAGACUAAAUAAGGGCCUACAGCGGGCAAAUAAUAAUUUUAGUACAGCCUGAUCAGAAACAUAAAGAACGUCGCGAUGUUGCGGAAAAUAAAGGAACUAUAGUCCGACCAAGAUAAAUUUGCGCGUAGCCUAAAUCGGAACUAAUAAGCUAAGGAACUAAUCAAAAGUACCGCCAUCUUGUCGUUUAUCUCUUGGCGGGUAAAAUGGGUAAAAUAGAUCACUAACGCUGGCAACAUAAUAGAGCCGCCUGUCGCGCGCAGAUUUAUUUGCGCGCACUCUAGGAACUUUUUUUAACUAGCAUUUAAUAAAGACCUUUUAUGGUCUUUGGCACUUAAUACUAAAAAGCGCUCGUGGCGCAACCAAUCAAGGUUAUUUAUAUUUUUGGUCAGGAUUUAAGUAUUUAUUUACUUUAGGUAAGUAUUUAUGAUUAUAAGCUAAGAAUAAUCUGUUAAUAAAGUAUAAAAUAUGCCAAAAAAGAAAUAUUCUAUGCGUUUUUUUAACAGAAGCCAUCUAUUUAUAAUUAAGUAAUAAUUAUACAUUUUGACAGAGCCAAUUAAAUUAUGAAUAUGCGUAUAUAAGAUGUUAGGGUAUAUAAGAUGAUAAGGUAAUAAUAAGCGUUGCUAAAGAAUGAUUGUAAUUUGUAAAUGAUGUUUAUAAAAAAGGCCUUCUAUUUCUACACAGCCUGCGGGCCUAAUUAUGUCUCUCAGUGCGGGUAGGGUUGCCAGGUCACUGAAAUUAAAGCCGGACAGUCCAGCCAAUUUAGCCUGAUAUUUGGGUAAAACGGCUGGAAAAGCCUUCAUUGUUGAGGAUUUGUGUACAGGAGUAUACUGUACGAAGAUAUUUUUAAUGUAAAAUCAAGCAUUCAUGAUUAAUAACGUAAAUUUUGUUCCCACACACACGUCGUUUGCUCGUUUGCUAAAUGUACCUAGAGCCUAACUAAAGCCGGACUAGCCGGGCACGGUUAAUUUCGACCGGACACAGAUUAGAAAGGCCUAACUAUGUCCAGCUUUAUCCGGACACCUGGCAACACUAAGUGUAGGUACGAUUCAAUUAUUGAGUCGCUACAUAGUUUUCAUCGUAUUGUCGUUUUACUAUCAUUUAACCUCAGAGUAAACGUAAAAAGUAAUAACACUAUGUUUCAACGAAUUAAUAUUAAUAUCAUAAUAAAAUUGUUCUGUUCGGCCUGCUGCCCUCGCUUGCGCACCUUUGACUUUAUGUAGGCGUAGGUACUGAGACGCACAUAGUGUAUGCUGCGGGGCAACAUACAUUAAGUACGUUUCAAUACUCACGUCUAUCUGAAAGAGUAAACUAAGUAAAAACUAUUCGUGCGUCAGAGCUGACACUUUAACGAUAACUUUUUAUUAACUUUUUUUAACGAUAACUGAAAGAAAAGUUAUUUCAUUGAAAUAAUCGUGUUAAAUGAUCGUAAAACCAAAAAAAAAUACUGCCACUGUGCUGCCCCUUGAUGUAAUAUAUCGUAGUCAAGCUUAUUUCGUAUUCUUUAAAAUAACUAUGAAUAAUAUAGUUAAGUAUAUGACCACAGAUUUAUUGGUAGUUAAAGCAUUGGUUGGUUUGUUUGGUUUAUUUAAAUCCUCUGACACAAAGUUAAAAAGGGUUGCCAGACUAAAUACAUAGUAAUAACAAUACAACAUCUAUUAGGCUCUGAAACUACUGAACCGAUUUGAAAACUUUCACCACUGGUAUGCAUCCUAUACCGGUAUUCGUGAUGUGUCUAUAAAAAUGUAUCCCCGUAACGGGAAUGGGAACUACGCUGGAAAAAGCGUAUGUCAUCUGCUAGUAACAAAUUAACAAAGAACGUUAUUUAUUAUCUAAUUAUAUAAGAUGUGUCAACCGUUUCGAGUCUGAAGUGAAGAAGGCUAUAAUUCUUCAUAAUUCAUAUAAUUUUUCAUAAUAAAACUUGCAUUUUUGAGAUUUCAAUAAAAAAGUAUU